Molecule: messenger RNA, 3796 nt
Organism: Suillus clintonianus
Lineage: Eukaryota; Fungi; Basidiomycota; Agaricomycetes; Boletales; Suillaceae
Product: CHAT domain-containing protein
Exons: 5
Coding region: 350-3796 (1148 amino acids)
Molecular function (GO): protein binding
Source: RefSeq, a predicted model, not a curated record
UUCAGCGGUUACCUCACGAAUUAUUCUGUUUACCCCAGUGUGCUAAAUGAGUUGUACGCCUCAGUCAAGCCUGAGCAUCACAGGACCGAGUCUCACAUAACCUUGCCGUGCUACUUUUGCUGAUGCAGGUUCUCCCGCUGGCCCUACCCAGUCAUCUUUCCAUCUUAGCGCUUAGUCUAAUCAUCCCAGCGUCUAUUGUGCCGAGCGGCCCUCGACAGCGUGGAAAUACACCUGCAAUCUGAGUCGUCAACCUCUUCUCCUCUUUUUCUCAGCUGAACUCCAUCCACAGUUCUCAUAUCCCUACCCUCCAUCUUUUUUACCACUCGUUUUGUACCCCACUCAAUUUCCGAUGCGCCGUAUUGUUCGUCAUUUGUUUCGUCGCACCAUCACGCCUACUAGCCAUACAAGCCAAUGUAUCAAACUUGAAAUCAUCAGCGGAAAAAAUCUCAAAGUCCCUUCCGAGCGCAUUCCCGCCGGUAUCUAUGUGCUCAUCAAUGUCGACUCGACUCGGCGCUGGAAAUCAGCCGUUCAAGUUUUAUCAUCAAACGAAUCUGUAACGUGGGGCGAUACUAUGAUCGUUUCAUCACAGGUAACACCUGCAUUAUCAAUGGAGAUCAGAGCGUCCUAUGAGCUUGAUCGAAUGCUAGGCAAUGGUGAAGUUAUUGGAAAACUUAGAACAUCGUGGCAUGAGCUGCUCGAUCAUGGAGAUGAGCCUUUUGAACUGUCCUUCCCACCUGUUCGUGGUGUCCGCCCUUCCCUCACGCUAAAGGCCGUUGUUGUACAUGCUUUCGACAAUCAACACAGUACACGGUUUGAUUCCCUCGUAGACUGUAAGAUUGCGCUCGACACAGAUGCAGGCCAUGUACGAUUCGCCCAAUACAUGAAACGCAAGAGGGUCUCUCACUUGAACAGUGCUGUGAAGCAUUUUCAGUCGGUGCUGGACCAGUGUCCGGUCGGCCAUCCUGACCAUGCAGCAGCUCUCACCAACCUUGCGUGGGCCCGCCUUCUAGGUUGCAUUCAAAAGAAAAAGGAUCUUCAAGACAUCGACAACAUCACUUCCCUCUUCCGCGAAGCCCUUGCAUUGCGUCCGCAGGGCCACCCCGAUUGCGCAUUAUCUGUCUAUUGUCUCAUUCGAACAUUGAACUGGCGCUACAGCAGGGAGCGCACCGCCGUCUACAUUCACGAAUCCGCACAGCUGUGCUGCAAGCUACUGCCCCUCUGUCCAGAGGGUACCUACCUUCGUAGCAUCGGCCUUGACAGCGCAGCUGAUUAUGUGAUCCCGCAAUGCAACAAUCUUCCACCUGAUGCAUCUAAUGAAGACAUCCGCCUUCGACGAAACGUGCUCGAACUCUGUCUUCCGGGUCAUCGACUCCGUCUCCGCGCCCUUGACGAGCUUGCACGGGCGGUUGGUGCACGCUUUGACCAGCAUGGCAACAUUGAUGAUCUAGACGAGAGCAUACAACUUGGUCGUGAAGCUGUUUCUCUGUGCCCCGAGGAACAUUCCGACCGUAAUGUCUGCCUGAAUAACUUGGCAUUCUCACUCGAGUUCCGCUUUGGACACCAAGGCAAAUUUCAUGACCUAGAGGAGGCCAUUACUUUGUACGAAGAAGCGCUGCGUCGGCGCCCUGUUGGGCACGAAUCUCGGCAUUUCUCAUUGGACAACCUGGGGGCCGCCCUCCUCGCCCGUUUCAUUGAACGCGGUGAUAUCGAUGACAUCGCCCGAGCCAUCAGCCUCCAUCGCGAGGCAUUGACGUUGCGCCUAUCUGGGAAUCCACGUCGUGUCACCACGCUCAACAACCUUGCCCUCGCGCUCAAAGUCAGAUUUGAAAAAUCACAUGUCAGCGAGGAAUCUGUCGAGGAUCUUAACGAGGCCAUUGAUCUGUAUCGUGAAUCCCUUCGGCUACUGGGGCAUGAUCAUCCCGAGCGCCAUGUAGCUCUUCGAAAUUUGAGCUCGGCGCUCUGCUCUCGUUUCACGCGAACUCGGAAGAAUGAAGAUGUCAAGGAGGCGAUUGAUCUCUGUGAAGGCUCAUUGUUGGCAUUGCCUUCAUUGCACCCGGAUAGAUACUUCAGCUAUAUGAAGCUGCAGGAAGCCUAUUUGUCUCGUUACCGAGUGCACAACAACCCCGUUGAUUUGUCACUUGCAGUGGAGAACUUCAGACUGGCAUCACGACACCCUACUCAUGGAUUCCCACAUCGCAUCGUUGAGGCUAUAGACUGGGCUCGCCAAGCAGAAGUCUAUCAACAUGAAUCUGCCCUCGAAGCAUAUCAAAUGUGCUUGGAGUUGUUUGACAACCAUGUGAUGACGCGAUCAUCAAUCAUCUCACGGCGUGAAGCUGCAACCGCCUUCCCUUUCCGCGAUGCGCAGUCACUGCCAGUAGAUGCAGCAUCGUGUGCUGUUCGUUCCAAUGAUUUGCAACGAGCGGUUGAACUCGUGGAGCAGGGUCGUGGCCAGCAAUGGUCGCUGGCCUCUCGCCUGAGGAGUCCACUCGAAGACCUCGAGUCCACGAAUCCCAACCUAGCUCACAAGUUCUCAGAGCUCAGCCAGCGUCUUUCCGACGCUCAAGGUUCCGCAGUCAGCACAGACCAAGCUGCUGCUGAUCGCGCAGCAAUCGAGUACAGGAAACUGACGAAUCAGUGGGACGCUGUGGUAGCUCAAAUCCGUAAUAUUCAAGCUUUCUCGCGAUUCCUGCUCCCGCCAUCGUAUGCAGAGUUGCAAGUGGCAGCGUGCCAUGGCCCGGUCAUCAUCCUCAUUGCGAGCAAAUACUCAUGCAGUGCCAUCAUUGUCCCGACGUCAGGGGAACCCCGCCACGUUUCCUUCCCACGCAUCACUCUCGCAGAUCUGGAGCAGCUCAAGGACGAUUUUGCUACGGCAAUCCGGCACACGGCUCGUAUGCACCCAAGGAAGCCGAGGGAGAAGUUACAAAGACGCUUGCGAGUAGUAUGGGACGAGAUCAUGCUACCCAUCGUAAAUGUCCUCCAGGACGACCUGAACUUGCAGCGUCAGUCUCGAAUAUGGCUUUGUCCGACGGCAGCCUUCACGUCCAUUCCUCUCCAUGCAGCUAACCCCUUUCGGUCGAAGGCAGACCGCUCAGGGCCAGAAGCAUGCCUGGAGGAUUUAUUCAUCUGUUCCUACACGCCAACGCUUUCGGCUCUGAUCAGGUCUCGACAGAAGAUGGAGACUUGCGUCACUCAGACAUUCGCAGCGAUCGGACAAGGUGAACCUGGCGCAGGGCAAGGUGAGGUGCUCCCCGCUGUCAACAUUGAGCUUGAGCUCGUUCAUGAACUCAUUCCUCCCAACGUCAAAUUCACCAAUAUUUCAAAAGAUGAAGCUACUCAAGCAGGUGCACUCGAUGCUUUGCGACAUAACACCUGGGUGCACCUCGCUUGUCACGGGAAGCAAGACCUUGAGCAGCCUUAUAAUUCAAGUUUCGCCAUGAGAGACGCACCCCUUACGCUACUCGACAUCAUGGAGAACAAUUCUCCGCAAGCCGAAUUCGCGUUCUUGUCGGCGUGUCAUACCGCUGUUGGCGAUGAGGAGACGCCUGACGAAGCCGUCCACCUCGCAGCUGGACUCCAGUUUUCUGGUUUCAAGAGCGUUGUAGGCACGCUGUGGGGGGUCAAUGACGCUCUCGCAAAACACUUUGUAGAAGCUUUCUACAAGAAGAUGUUCGAGGAUAUGGAGGAUGGUGUCAUGGACUGCACGAAGGCGGCGCAUGCAGUCAACUAUGCUAGAGACUCCGUGAAGACGAGGGUGCCGCUCGAGCAGAGAAUCGUUUUCGUUCACAUUGGUGUGUAG